This is a messenger RNA of Plectropomus leopardus (leopard coralgrouper), 6990 nucleotides long. The record is from RefSeq and is a predicted model, not a curated record. Lineage: Eukaryota; Metazoa; Chordata; Actinopteri; Perciformes; Serranidae.
GUCAGUGCGGACUACUCCUCCUCGGGACGAAUGAAAGAAGAUGUUUUGGGUGUUGUUGCGGCAUUAAGGCAGCUGUAAACAUGUCUCUGAAUGGAGGGGGAAGCAGAGGAUUUUACUUCAGCACCGUCCUGUCUCUGGCUCUCCUGGCAGCUCACCGGCAGGCGCCCAUAGAGAAGGUCCAGAAGCUACAAUGCAUGUGUCCCGUGGACUUCAGAGGAGUCUUCCAGCUGGAUGAGAGGAGGAGAGACGCUGUCAUCGCACUGGGAAUAUUUCUUGUCGAGUCAAAUCUGCAGCACAAAGACACUAUCGUCCCGUACCUUCUCGGGCUGCUUAAAGGCCUUCCUAAAGUUCAAUGGAUUGAAGAAAGCUCAGAACGCAAAGGAAGAGAGAACCUUCCUGUCGCAGAGAACUUCACCUUUUGUCUCGUAACACUACUGUCAGAUGUCGCCCAACGUGAUGAGACCUUACGAGGACAGAUCCUGGAGGCGGUCAUGGACAUCAUGCAGGUGCUGCAGGAUAUCUGCAAGAAUCCAGACACUCAUGAAAAAGAAUACCUGUGCAGGUACACUGUUCCCGCCCUGCUCGGUGUCGCCCGAGCAUUUGGCCGAUACAGCAACACUGACGAGCCGUUACUCUCCAAGCUGUUCCCUCGACCGGUCGCUGCAGCGCCGCCUACAGGUGAUGAUAGCGAUGCGGUGCACCGUCGGUCCUUCAACGACUUUCGGUCCAUCCUGCCGAGCUCUUUGCUCACGGUGUGUCAGGGAGACACUCUGAGACGUAAAGGCUCCUCCGUGUCCAGUCAGCAGGCCAGUCCAGAGAGAGCCUGUCUCACGCCCGUCUCACCUGCUGACCCCUCUGCACAGUACUUUGAAGGCUCAUACCUCCCUGAUGGCAGCGCUGUGGACCCCGACUACUACUUCUCCACCAUCAGCUCCAGCUUCUCCGUGUCCCCUCUCUUCACUGGAAGCAGCUCUGGAGAGUUUCACGUCCCUCUGGAUAUGCUCAGGCAGCUCCUUCACAUGGUUGAACAGUUUGUCGCUGAGUCGUUUUUAAAAUCACUGGAUGACUCCCUGGCAGAACUUCUGGAGUUGAAUCUUGGUCUUCAUCUUUAUUACAAAACCUUCAGUGAUCCUCUGUAUGUAGCCAUUUUUAAGAUGCUGAGAGACACCCUGUACAACUUGAAAGACCUGCAGACAGACUUUGUGAAGGAGGUUCAUGACUUUGUGCUGGAGCAGUUCAGCAGCAGCCAGUCCGAGCUGCAGAGGAUCCUGCACGAUGUCGAGUACCUCCAGAGCGAGCUCAGCCCGCUCAAACUGCGCUGCCAGGCCAACGCCGCCUGUGUGGACCUCAUGGUGUGGGCUGUUACUGAGGAGCAGGGAGCCGAGAACCUUUGCACCAAACUAUCAGAGAAGCUGCAGUCCAAGACGUCCAGUAAAGUCAUCAUCGCCCACAUGCCGCUCCUCAUUUGCUGCUUACAGGGUCUGGGUCGUCUGUGUGAGCGCUUCCCCGUGGUGGCGCACUCUGUCACCAUGUCCCUGAGAGACUUCUUGGUGGUCCCGUCUCCUGUCCUGGUGAAGCUGUACAAAUACCACAGCCAGUACACUCCAGGGGGAAGUGAGAUAAAGAUCCACGUGACCAACGAACAUUCCCAGUCAACCCUCAGCACCCAUUCGAGCAAGAAGAGCCAGCCCUCCAUGUACGAGCAGCUGCGGGACAUCUCCAUCGAUAACAUCUGCAGGUGCCUGAAAGCCGGACUGACGAUGGAUAACGUCAUUGUGGAAGCUUUUCUCGCCAGUCUGUCGAAUCGUCUCUACAUCUACCAGGAGAAUGAUAAGGACGCUCACCUGAUCCCAGACCACACCAUCAGGGCUUUGGGACACAUCGCGGUGGCCUUACGGGACACCCCCAGAGUCAUGGAGCCAAUCCUCCAGAUCCUCCAGCAGAAGUUCUGUCAGCCUCCGUCGCAGCUCGACGUCCUCAUCAUAGACCAGCUCGGCUGCAUGGUCAUCACAGGCAAUCAAUACAUCUACCAGGAGGUGUGGAAUCUGUUCCAGCAGAUCAGCGUGAAAGCCAGCUCCAUGAUCUACUCCACCAAAGACUACAAGGACCACGGAUACAGACACUGCUCCUUGGCGGUGAUAAAUGCUCUGGGGAACAUCGCGGCGAACCUCCAGGCUGAGCAGAUGGUCGACGAGCUGCUCGUCAACCUGCUGGAGCUUUUCGUGCAGCUGGGUUUGGAAGGGAAGAGAGCGAGUGAGAGAGCCUCAGACAAAGGCCCGGCUCUGAAGGCAUCGAGCAGUGCUGGAAACCUCGGUGUCCUAAUUCCUGUUAUUGCAGUGCUGACUAAGAGGUUGCCACCAAUUAAAGAAGCCAAGCCGCGUCUGCAGAAGCUCUUCAGGGACUUUUGGCUGUACUCUGUCGUCAUGGGGUUUGCUGUGGAAGGCUCAGGUCUGUGGCCAGAGGAGUGGUAUGAGGGAGUUUGUGAGAUUGCCACCAAAUCACCGCUGCUCACGUUUCCCAGCGGGGAACCUUUACGCUCAGAGCUGCAGUACAACUCUGCGCUGAAGAACGACACCGUCACUCCGGCGGAGCUGAAUGAUCUGCGGAGCACCAUCAUCAACCUGCUGGAUCCUCCUCCUGAGGUGGCUGCUCUCAUCAACAAGCUGGACUUUGCCAUGUCCACAUAUCUGCUGUCUGUUUACAGAUUGGAGUACAUGAGGAUGCUGCGUGCUCUGGACUCGGACCGUUUCCAGGUCAUGUUUCGGUACUUUGAAGACAGAGCGAUACAGAAGGAUAAAUCCGGUAUGAUGCAGUGUGUGAUUGCUGUUAGUGACAAGGUUUUUGAGGUCUUUCUGCAUAUGAUGUUAAAUCAGACCCGUGAUACCUGAGAUCGGCCCAAAACCAAAGCCCAUGAGGAGGAGCUGGAACGUCACGCUCAGUUCCUGUUGGUCAACUUCAACCACAUCCACAAGAGGAUCCGCAGAGUGGCCGACAAAUAUUUGUCCGGCCUGGCCGAAACUUUCCCCCACUUGUUGUGGAGCGGUCGUGUGCUGAGGACGAUGCUGGACAUCCUGCAGACGCUGUCCCUCUCACUCAGUGCAGACAUUCAUAAAGACCAACCUUAUUACGACAUCCCAGACACGCCGUACAGAAUCACUGUCCCAGAUACAUACGAAGCCAGAGAGAGCAUCGUGAAGGAUUUUGCUGCUCGUUGUGGGGAGAUCCUUAAAGAGGCGAUGAAGUGGGCGCCAUCUGUCACCAAAUCACACCUCCAGGAGUAUCUGAACAAACAUCAGAACUGGGUGUCGGGUCUCUCCCAGCACACCGGCCUGGCCAUGGCCACAGAGAGCAUCCUGCACUUUGCUGGUUACAACAGACAGAGCACCACACUGGGGUCCACCCAGCUGACGGAGAGGCCAGCCUGUGUGAAGAAGGACUACUCCAACUUCAUGGCCUCUCUAAACCUCCGAAACAGAUAUGCUGGAGAGGUAUCAGGAAUGAUCCACUUCGCCCAGGCGGUCCGAGGACAGUCUGAUCUGAGCCGGCUGAUGAUCAAGCAGAUGGGGGAGGCUUUAGAGUCGGCGCAGCCCGAAGCCUUCACCGAGGCCAUGUUCAAACUGGCCGCCCUGCUCAUCAACACCAAAGACUGCGAUCCUCAGCUCCUGCAUCACCUCUGCUGGUCUCCUCUCAAGAUGUUUACAGCUCACGGCAUGGAAACGGCCAUCGCCUGCUGGGAGUGGCUGCUGGCAGCUCGUGUCGGAGUGGAAGUACCGUUUAUGCGAGAGAUGGCGGGAGCGUGGCAGAUGACCGUGGAGCUGAAGAUGGGCCUGUUCUCGGACGCUCAGGUGGAGGCCGAUCCUCUGGCUGCGUCAGAAGAGAGCCAGCCGAUACCCUGCCCUCCAGACGUUACCCCGCACCAGAUAUGGAUCGAGUUUCUAGUCCAGAGGUUUGAGAUAGCAAAGUAUUCCAGCGCAGAUCAAGUGGAGAUCUUCGGCAGUUUGCUGCAGCGCUCGCUGUCUCUGAACGUCGGCGGGGCUAAGAGUAGCCUCAACCGCCACGUAGCUGCCAUUGGACCUCGUUUCAGGCUGCUGACUCUGGGUCUGGCUCUGCUCCACUCUGACGUCCUCACCAAUUCAACUGUAAGAAACGUGCUCCGAGAGAAGAUCUACUCCACAGCCUUUGAUUACUUCAGCGUGUCUCCAAAAUUUCCCACCCAAGGCGACAAGCACCUGCGCGAGGACAUCAGCAUCAUAAUCCGUUUCUACGCCAGCAUCCUGUCCGACAAGAAGUACCUGGCCGCGUGCCACUUGGUCCCACCUGAUAAUCAGGACUCGUCCCUGAACAGUCUGUCGGUGAUGAACGCGGCCGACCUCAGGAGCAACAUGGACUCCAGCGCUCGCUCCCAGCAGAGCGGGCAGGGAUGGAUCAACACCUACCCGCUGUCCAGCGGCAUGUCCACCGCCUCCAAGAAAUCAGGCACGUCUAAGAAGAGUAACCGAGGCACGCAGCUGCACAAAUACUACAUGAAGCGCAGGACUCUGCUGCUGGCCUUACUGGCGAGCGAGAUCGAGCGGCUGACGACGUGGUACAACCCGCUUUCCACUCAGGAACUGGCCAUCGCCACGGAGCAGUCGGUGGAGACCAGCAUCGCCAACUGGAGGUCCAAAUACAUCAGUCUGACUGAGAAACAGUGGAAGGACAACGUCAACCUGGCCUGGGGUAUCGCACCUUACCUGGCCAUGCAGCUCCCGACCAGGUUUAAGAAUGACGCCAUUGUUGCUGAGGUGACCCGGCUGGUGAGGCUGGAUCCCGGAGCUGUCAGUGACGUACCCGAGGCCGUCAAGUUCCUGGUGACGUGGCACACCAUCGAUGCCGACUCUCCCGAGCUGAGCCACAUCCUGUGCUGGGCUCCAGCAGACCCGCCCACUGGUCUGUCCUACUUCAGCAGCAUGUACCCUCCUCAUCCUCUCACCGCUCAGUACGGGGUUAAAGUGCUGCGCUCCUUUCCUCCAGACGCCAUCUUGUUCUACAUUCCUCAGAUUGUUCAGGCGCUCCGUUACGAUAAGAUGGGUUAUGUGAGGGAGUACAUCCUGUGGGCGGCCCAGAAGUCUCAGCUUCUCGCCCACCAGUUCAUCUGGAACAUGAAGACCAACAUCUUCAUGGACGAGGAGGGACACCAGAAAGACCCGGACAUCGGGGACCUGUUGGAGCAGAUGGUCGAGGAGAUCACGGGCUCUCUGUUGGGUCCGGCCAAAGACUUCUACCAGCGAGAGUUUGAAUUCUUCAACAAGAUCACCAACGUGUCCGCCAUUCUCAAGCCGGUCCCAAAGGGAGAGGAGAGGAAAAGGGCCUGUCUCAAAGCUCUGUCAGAUAUCAAAGUCCAGCCAGGCUGUUACUUACCGAGUAACCCUGAAGCCAUCGUGCUGGACAUCGACUACAAGUCUGGAACGCCCAUGCAGAGUGCUGCCAAGGCGCCGUACCUGGCCAAGUUCAAGGUGAAGCGCUGCGUGAGCGAACUAGAGAGGGAGGGUCUCCGCUGCCCCUCGGACUCUCUGGAGGACGGAGAGGAGAAUCCAGACGGCUCACGCCGGGUCUGCUGGCAGGCCGCCAUCUUUAAAGUGGGAGACGACUGCAGACAGGAUAUGCUCGCUCUGCAGAUCAUUGGGCUCUUCAAGAAUAUUUUCCAGCGUGGGUUGGAUCUGUUUGUGUUCCCCUACAGAGUGGUGGCCACGGCACCCGGGUGCGGCGUGAUCGAGUGCAUCCCAGACUGCAAAUCUCGAGACCAACUCGGCAGACAGACGGACUUCGGGAUGUACGAUUACUUCCGCAACCAGUACGGAGAUGAAUCCACCCUCGCCUUCCAGAAGGCUCGGUAUAACUUCAUCCGCAGCAUGGCCGCCUACAGCCUCCUGCUGUUCCUGCUGCAGAUCAAAGACCGACACAACGGAAACAUCAUGCUGGACAGCAAGGGCCACCUCAUCCACAUCGACUUCGGCUUCAUGUUUGAGAGCUCUCCCGGAGGAAACCUGGGCUGGGAGCCCGACAUCAAGCUGACAGACGAGAUGGUGAUGAUCAUGGGAGGGAAGAUGGAGGCUACGCCGUUCAAAUGGUUCAUGGAGAUGUGCGUCAGAGGAUAUCUGGCCGUACGACCGUACAUGGACGCAGUGGUUUCCUUGGUGACGCUCAUGUUGGACACCGGACUGCCGUGCUUCAGAGGACAAACCAUCAAACUCCUCAAAGGACGAUUUAAUCCUCAAAUGAGUGAGAAAGAAGCAGCAGCGUUCAUCAUCAAAGUCAUCCAAAGCUGUUUCCUCAGCAGCAGGAGCAAAACGUACGACAUGCUGCAGUAUUACCAGAACCAAAUUCCUUACUGAGACUUCUGCCGGACCUCCACUGUGACGUCCAACAGGAACGUCUCUACGAAAGCAAUCCAAACCGUCGUUUCGAUGGUUUUAAUAAGACGGUGGGUGCGUUUUACACGCGUGUGUAUCCCACUCUGAGACAACGACACGGCACUUUGAUCCUAAUAUUCCACUUUUCCUCUGUAAGUUGUCGGGUUUUAUAACGUACUUCUUAAUUCUGAGUCUUAAUUCUUUGUUUAACUUGAGAGUAAAGAACAACGUGAGACUUUUACCAAAAGAGGUAUUCGAAUCACCCUUUAAGUAUUUCCUUCUUGAUGCUGUUAUUUGUUACGGACGUUAACUGUCACACGAGAGGAAGAUGGCCAUAAAAGGAGCCAUAUUAACAGUGUUUGUCGAAGCAGCUCUUAUCAUCUUUAUCAUUUUGUCACAAUGCUGUUUUCACUUUUAUGCACUUUAUAGAUCUCAGUAUUUCUUCGGCUUCACCUGCCUUUAUGAUCACAAUCUUUAACGGAGAUUAAAAUAGCAGAAAUGAGAGAUUAACACAAUCUGCAGUUUAACCCUCUGAGAGCAACAUCACAUUUCUUGUGCUGCUUUCAGACGCCUUUCACGAGUAUUUAAACCCUUUGAA